ACAUACGUGUGUCUUCCACAGUACAAAAUAUCUCCGGUGUCAUGCAAAAGUCCUCCGCGUUCGGUUCCACCCUGUUGCAUUCUACCGACGGCGGAUCCGAGCAACCCAGCUCUAGAUUGGCUCGACAGUCCAGCAAAAAUUUUACCACCGCAUGAUCCGACUGUGAUUUCCAGUGGUUUGGCUCAACGUGACCCCAGCCUUGGCCCACUGGUUUGGAAUUUACGUUGGGAAAUUAUUCCUGCUGGAUUUGUGAAUCUGUUCUUGACCAAUCUCGGUAGUCACGCACCGUCUUAUUUGUAUGCACUUGGACGGGAAUUAUUUCAUCAUUUGGAUGUGCAGGCUGCCUGUAUAUGGUAG
Messenger RNA from Echinostoma caproni, 357 nucleotides. The record is from the annotation of a GenBank genome assembly. NCBI's taxonomy places the organism in Eukaryota, Metazoa, Platyhelminthes, Trematoda, Plagiorchiida, Echinostomatidae.